AUGGCUCACGACACCCCCGCUCAGACGGAUGGCGAUGGCCUGCCUCCUGGUACCACCAGACUUAUCGACGUAGAUGGCUCAGUCAUCAGCAAACAUGCUUCCGGAUCCGAUGAGGCGGACAUCAUUCUAAUUCCCCGCCCGUCGGAAUAUCCCGAGGAUCCGUUGAACUGGACCAAGAAGCGAAAAUGGCUUGCGACAUCUUGCGUCUUGGUUUACACCGUCAUGAUAGCGAUUCCGAGUAGUGCUGUCUAUUCUGUCGUCACCCCCAUCAGAAAAGCAACUGGAUUGUCGCUUUCAGAUAUCAACAAUGGCACGGGAAUCAUGUUCCUGUUCUAUGGCUGGGGUUGUCUGAUCUGGCAACCGUUUGCGCUGCAGUACGGCAAGCGACCAGCGUAUCUGGCGUCUCUUAUCGCCAACAUUAUCAUCCUUGCUACCGCCCCGAUGUGCACCACGAAACACACAUAUCUGGCUAAUCGCAUCCUGCUUGGGCUUUUUGGGGCCCCGGUUGAAUCUUGGUUCGCGCACCAGCGCCCUAAAUACCUUGCACUCUACGGGUGGGGUCUUUCAAUGACGGGCAAGCUUGCUCCAAUGCUUUCGGGCUUCAUCAACGUGGGCAUGGGUUGGAAAUGGACUCUCUGGUGGUGUUCUAUAUUCAACGGCAUUGCUCUCGUCUACUGCUUCCUUUUCAUGGAGGAGACCAACUAUGAUCGUCCCGCGCGGCCUGUCGAAGACAGCACAUCCACAGGUCAUGCAACCGGAGUUCGAGAGCAGCACAACGGGAGCGAUGCGGACGAGAAACGGACCCUUCCACCUACCUAUACCCACUGA
Molecule: messenger RNA, 828 nt
Organism: Colletotrichum lupini
Lineage: Eukaryota; Fungi; Ascomycota; Sordariomycetes; Glomerellales; Glomerellaceae
Product: major facilitator superfamily transporter
Exons: 6
Coding region: 1-828 (275 amino acids)
Biological process (GO): transmembrane transport
Molecular function (GO): transmembrane transporter activity
Source: RefSeq, a predicted model, not a curated record